AACUUUUUAUGGCAAUGUCUGAGCACUGAUUUGCCAAUUAAAUUUCCAGUCCACUCCUACCGGUAAUAGUCGUUGCUUUUAUGGCUGCAUUUAUGGGAGAAUCUUCCAUACCAGCCUGAUAACUGAGUGCAUUUGAAAAACUCUGUCAAUGGUUCUGAAGGACAAUGGCUUUACUGUUUGCAAGCUAAAUACAUGUUCGAGAAAAGUUGUGAGCAGUAAUAUUUUUCUUUCUCGUAGUUUAAAUUAAACAGUGGGAGACUGAAAUGUUAGCAUUAAUUUUAAAAAAAAAAGAGUUAUUGGUGAAAUUUCGAGCAAAAUUACGCAGCACACGUUCACACAACUUGAAAUAGUAUACGGUGCUGUCCUCUUGGUGUCACUGUAACAUAACAAGUCCAAAAAAAACAAAACAAACAUCGACCCUCCCUUGGCAAAGCUUUUGUUUGGCGUUUUCCAGCAGAUGAUGCAUUUAACGUAAUAACGGGAGUCGUGUGAGACCGUGUGGUGAUCGAAUCCAGAAAUUUAAGUGGUUACAACAGACUCGGGUGUCCAUGUGUGGUUGGAAAACCAUGGAGAGCGAGAGGCAAUUUCGAUCCACAAACUGCUGUCGGUUCGCUUUUUCUUUGAUUCUGCUGAUGAUUUUCGGGAAGCAGGUUCUGGCUGAAUUGAGGUACUCUGUUCCAGAGGAGGUAAAAGAGGGAACUGUCGUUGGAAAUGUUGCAAAGGAUCUUGGUCUGGAUAAAAGCUCUUUGAUUGAUCGACGGUUCCGUGUUGUGUCGGGAUCGAAGGACGCGUUUUUCGAGGUAAAUGCGGACAAUGGAGCCUUGCAGGUCCGUAAAAAAAUCGACAGAGAGGAGCUGUGCCAUGGCAGUGGUUUAUGCCUGAUGGAGCUAAAAAUUCUGGUAGAAAACCCGCUGGAAAUGCACCAUAUUGUUGUAGAGAUUACUGAUGUCAAUGAUCAUUCCCCCAGCUUUUCUGAAAAGGAGCAGAAAUUUGAAAUUGCUGAACAUACACCUCCGGGAACACGAUUCGAACUGCACGCGGCCCGUGAUCCUGAUGCUGGACUUAACUCCAUCCGUACAUAUAUAAUAAUGACAAACGAUCACUUUGAUAUAGAAAUUAGUCAAAGUGAUGAGGAAAAAAUACCAUUUUUAGUGUUGAAGAAGUCCUUAGACAGAGAGCAAAAGAAUAAACAUUUGCUAUUUGUAACAGCAGUUGAUGGAGCUAAACCUCCAAAAUCAGGGACACUGAACGUUUCUAUUAUUGUUCUUGAUGUUAAUGAUAAUCGUCCAACAUUCAGUCAAGAAGUUUACCAAAUUGAGAUACAAGAAGACAUUUCUGUUGGUACAACUCUUACAAGAGUGAAUGCAAUAGAUCCAGAUGAAGGGACAAAUGGAGAAAUAGAGUACAGCCUCAGCAAAACACUAUCUCGAAAAGUAUACCAGAUAUUUGAACUGGAUAGUGUAACUGGACAAAUUAAGCUGAAAGCAACAUUGGAUUUUGAGGAUUCAGAUAUUUACAGACUAGACGUUCAAGCAUCUGAUAAAGGUCAACCUCCAUUUUCAGGAAGGUGUAGAAUAAUCAUAAAGAUAAAAGAUGUCAAUGAUAAUGCACCAGAAAUAGAAGUCACAUCAUUGUCAAAUACAGUGUCUGAAGAUUCAAAGCCUGGAACAGUUAUUUCACUGAUCAGUGUAACAGAUAAAGACUCUGGUGUCAAUGGUAAAAUAAUUUCACACAUAACCAAUGAAGUUCCUUUUGAAUUAAAACCUUCCUAUAAAGAAAAUAUAUAUUCUGUGGUCACAAAGGAUUUUUGGAUCGAGAAAAGGUUCCACAAUAUGAAAUAACAAUAAAAGCCACAGACUGUGGCGAGCCUCCUCUAUCUACUGUUAAACGUCUUACUAUUCAGUUAUCAGAUGU
Messenger RNA from Acanthochromis polyacanthus (spiny chromis), 1914 nucleotides. RefSeq names its product protocadherin alpha-8-like. Bases 549 to 1841 code for a protein of 430 amino acids. Gene Ontology annotation, cellular component: plasma membrane. The record is from RefSeq and is a predicted model, not a curated record. Gene Ontology annotation, molecular function: calcium ion binding. The transcript has a single exon. Lineage: Eukaryota; Metazoa; Chordata; Actinopteri; Pomacentridae. Gene Ontology annotation, biological process: homophilic cell-cell adhesion.